Messenger RNA from Asparagus officinalis (garden asparagus), 875 nucleotides. RefSeq lists its product as uncharacterized. The transcript has 4 exons. NCBI's taxonomy places the organism in Eukaryota, Viridiplantae, Streptophyta, Magnoliopsida, Asparagales, Asparagaceae. Bases 200 to 646 code for a protein of 148 amino acids. The record is from RefSeq and is a predicted model, not a curated record.
GUCCCGCUCGGCCUCCGGUCCCGCUCCGCCUCCGCCUUCGCGUCCCGCUCCGCCACCUGCAGUGUAUGGAGUUGUAAAAUACAUAUAUUUGAUAAAAAUACAUAUAAUUAAAAAUACGACGACGCGACGACGACCAUCCACGACGUCCGACCUCCUCUUCUCCUCCUCAAUUUGGUAUAUCACUAAGGUGAUUCUCCCAAUGGCUAACUUUUUGAAAGCUCAGAAGUUCCUCAGCAAAAUUGGGCUUGGGAAGGAGGAUAUGUAUUUCUGGAAGCAGAUGGGGAAGGCUAUGUUAUGCACUUACACACUGUUUGGACUUGCUUGGUUGUAUAACGAAACUUCCCCUCUUGGUUGGUGGACAUUGAAGCCUCGGCCAAAGGAAGAGAAAGAGAUGGCUCAUCUCUACGAGCGCAGGAGGUUUCCAUAUCCCGGUGACAAAGAAGCAGUCGAAGAGUUCAUCGCCAGUGGAGGCACCCUCGGCACAACAAUUGGACCUAAAGGCUUUGUAGACACUGCAAAGGAUUCCGACAACUUUCAGAAGCAACUGCAGUCCAAGAAAUUUGAUCAGGAGGCUCAAAAACUAUGGUUUCGUAUGAGGAAUGAGGUCAUUCAGGAACUCCAAGAGAAAGGGUUCGAUGUUGAGUAAAGAGGAUAAGAAGAAAAUUUAGCCUUGUUUCUAUACAUACCCGUAUGUACGCAUGUUACUUUGCCAGCUAAACAUUGCAUGAUAACUGUAUAAUUUGUGGACUGAGGAAAUGAUGAAGACCCUUCGAUUAUUUACUAUGAUGGAUGUUUGCUGGCCUUAAAAGAAGAGAGAACGCAUCUCGACUGUUGUACUCAAAUUAGGCAAUGAUAACUUUGUUCGUUUAUCUUUA